Molecule: messenger RNA, 4252 nt
Organism: Myotis myotis
Lineage: Eukaryota; Metazoa; Chordata; Mammalia; Chiroptera; Vespertilionidae
Gene: EMILIN2
Product: elastin microfibril interfacer 2
Exons: 8
Coding region: 200-3451 (1083 amino acids)
Molecular function (GO): protein binding
Source: RefSeq, a predicted model, not a curated record
AGGGACCGAGGAGAAGCGCGGGCCCACGGGGUGGAAAAGGAGAAGUGGUAGCGAGAAGCCGGAGGGGGCGGCCGCGGAGCGCGGUGGGGGCGCCGCGAAGGGCCCGAGCCUCCUGCUUCCUCCGGCCGCGCCCCGGCCGCCCGCACACUCGCGCGCUCGCCGCGACCCGCCGCGCUCCGGAUCCCGCCCCGCGCGCACAAUGUGGCCUCGGCCCCGGCCCCGGCCCCGGCCCCGCGCGUCCUGGCGCUGGGCGCUGGCCCUGCUGGCCCUGGGCGGCGCGGGACUGUGCCAAGCCGGCCCCGCGCGGCCCGGUGCCAGGAACAAGAAUUGGUGCGCCUACAUCGUGAACAAGAAUGUGAGCUGCUCUGUGCAGGAGGGAAGUGAGAGUUUUAUCCAGGCUCAGUACAACUGCCCCUGGAACCAGAUGCCCUGCCCGUCCGCGCUGGUGUAUCGCGUGAACUUCAGACCCAGAUACGUCACCAGGUACAAGAUGGUGACACAGUUGGAAUGGAGGUGCUGCCCUGGCUUCCGAGGGGCAGACUGCCAGGAAGGCCCCAGAGACCCCGGGAAGGCCCUGCGUGCCACGCCCGCCCGGCCUCGGAGCAGCUUGAAGAAACCCACAGACAGUGAACCAAGCCAAGUCUCAGAGCCCAAGAAGACUUUGUCACCAACUCGUGCAUCGGAACCAAGUCGGGCAGCAGAUCCAAAACUGGGUCCCCAAGAACUUCAGGAUAAGAAAAUCCAGGUGCUUGAGGAGAAGGUUCUCCGGCUCACAAGGACAGUUCUUGAUCUCCAGUCUUCCAUCGCUGGAGUAAAUGAAAACAUCAAACAUACCAUUCAGGACGAUGCCAGCAAAAUGCUGGCGUCGUGGCUCAAUAACCUGCACCCCCAGCCAGUGCCUGACAGUGCUGUUGGUAGAGACACUGAAACGGUCCAGCUUCCUGGUGACCUCAACAAAACGGAAUCUGGCAUGAAGGACAUCAAAUCCGAAUUGGCUGAAGUCAAGGAUGCUCUGAAGACCAAGAGUGACAAGCUGGAAGAGCUGGACGGGAAAGUGAAGGGUUAUGAAGGGCAGCUUAAACAGCUCCAGGAGGCUGCCCAGGGCCCUACGGUGACCAUGACAACCAAUGAACUCUACCAAGCCUAUGUUGACAGUAAGAUAGAAGCCCUGAGAGAGGAGCUCAUGGAGGGAAUGGACAGAAAGCUGGCCGAUCUGAAGAACUCCUGUGAGUACAAGCUGAUUGGUGUUCAGCAGCAGUGUGAUGACUAUGGGAGCAGCUAUCUGGGAGUGAUUGAGCUUAUAGGAGAGAAGGAAACAAACCUGAAAAAAGAAAUAAAUGACCUUCGAGCCCGGCUGCAAGAUCCUUCAGCCCGGUCCAAUUGCUGUGAUGGUGAAAAGACUGGUGACUUUGGGCAACAGAUCAAGGUGUUAGACCAGAAAAUUGAAAGAGUUGCUGAAGCCACCAGAAUGCUAAAUGGGCGGCUGGACAAUGAGUUUGACCGGCUCCAAGUUCCAGAGCCAGAUGUGGACUUUGAUGCAAGAUGGAACGAAUUAGAUGCAAGGAUCAAUGUGACAGAGAAGAAUGCGGAAGAACAUUGCUUUUACAUUGAAGAAACGCUCCGGGGGACCAUUAAUGGAGAGGUAGAUGACCUGAAGCAACUUCUUGACCAGAAAAUACAGUCUCUGGAAGAGCGUCUGGGGAGCCUGCUCCUGGAGAUGACCAACAACACUGAUGCAGAACCCACUCCCCCAGCAUCAGCCCGCCCUGGCGGGUCAGGGGCUGGGCAUGACCAGGUCAUGGUGGAAUUAAACCACUUGAAGAAGAAAGUUCAAGAUGUUGAGGAUAUUUGCCUGCAGGGAGCGCUUCAUGGGAUAGAAGAUACUUUUCCAAAUGGAGAAGACCACGCAGUGGGUGAUAGUUCGAGCCUUUUGAAGUCUCUGAAUGACACGAUGCAUAGGAAAUUUCAAGAAACUGAACGUAGCAUCCAGAAACUUCAACAGGAUUUUAGUUUUCUGUAUUCUCAACUAAACCACACAGAAGAUGAUAUGAAUCAUCUUCAGAAUGAGCUGAGCAAGUGUAGGGAAGGUAAAAACGCUGGAGUGGAUGGGUUUCCUAAGGGGGGCGAGCGAGAAAGGACGGUGGAGCCCCUCCCGACUCCCCAGGACACCGAGGCCCCUUGCUGCAGCCAGCUGGAGGAGAGAUGGCAGAGGCUGCAGAGCCAGGUGCUCGCUGAGCUAGACACUUGUAAGGACAAUACGCACGGGGUCCAGAGGGAGGUCUCGGUGGUUGAGCACAGGGUGUCUCAGAUGGAGAAAACUUGCAGCAAACUGGACUCCAUCUCAGGAAGUCUUCAGCGGAUCAAGGAAGGGCUCAACAAGCAUGUCAGCGGCCUGUGGAGUUGUGUCAGGCAGAUGAACGGGACCCUCCGAUCACAUUCCCGAGACAUUUCUGGCCUGAAGAAUUCUGUGCAGCAGUUCUACAGCCACGUUUUCCAGAUUUCUACUGACUUGCAAGAUCUGAUCAAGUUUCAGCCACCAGCAGGGGAGGAGCCCUCAGAAGCACCCCCGCCUCCUCCCCGAGGGAAGGCCCCGCAGGCCUCGGAGAAGCCCCCGCAGUUGGCAGAGGUCCCCACGGAGCCAUCUCUUCCAGAGCUGACGCCUCCGCCGCUGCCCAGUGCGCCCCCACCUCCUGAGGACCCUGGACAACAGCUGCACUCGGGCCAACAGCCUGUUCCGCCCAAGAGACCCCAACAGCCGCUGCCCUGGCCAGUGUGGCCUGGCUGGACAGGCCUGCCCUUCCUGCCUGGCUCCACUGGGGUCAUUAUGGAGACUGGAGAGGCUGGGCCUCCGGGGAGGAUGGGCGUGUCGGGGAGAGGCCUGCCCCAGGGCGUGGAUGGCCAGAUGGGGCAGGCGCCCAUCCCCAGCGCAGAAGGCUUCGCGGGAGCACCAGGGUACUCCAGGUCACCUCCUGCAGCCUCCCCAGGGGUUCCAGCGCCUUCUCCGGUGUCUUUCUCUGCGGGGCUCACCCAGAAGCCUUUCCCCAGUGAUGGGGGUGUUGUCCUCUUUAACAAAGUGCUGGUCAACGACGGGGACAUGUAUGACCCCAGCACCGGGAUCUUCACAGCGCCAUACGAUGGGCGCUACCUGAUCACGGCCACCCUCACUCCUGAGAGGGACACAUACGUGGAAGCGGUCUUGUCGGUCUCCAAUGCCAGCGUGGCUCAGAUGCACACAGCUGGCUACAAGAGAGAAUUCCUGGAAUACCACCGGCCCCAAGGGGCUCUGCACACCUGUGGCGGCCCGGGAGCAUUCCACCUCAUCGUGCACUUGAAGGCAGGAGACGGCGUCAACAUCGUGGUGACGGGGGGCAGGCUGGCUCACACGGACUUUGACGAAAUGUACUCCACAUUUAGUGGGUUUUUCUUAUAUCCUUUCCUUUCCCACCUCUAGGGCACUGGGGAAAGGUAAGGCGAAGGAAAGUUGUAAGAACUGGAAAGCUUUAAUAUUAUUCACGUUAUGUAUGUAACUGGAGCACUGGUCUAGUAUUCUGUCGACGUCCCACCACCUCUCUCAAGAUAACAGCCUGUUCUGGCUUUGGAGGCCAUGAACACACCUUAGAGUUCCCCAGCAGGCAGCAAGGACUGACUCCUGUCCUGCCCACGGGCUAGCUGAAGAGCUGGGACACAUCCUUACCUCUAAGCCAGGGCCUCCCCAAGCUCUGGCUUUGCCCCAAGGGGCCGGAGCUGGGCCUACAAGGUGCUGCCCUGGGUGAGGCAGUGGGAUCCAGUCCUGCUGCUGGAGAAGGAAAUGCUGCUGGAUGCAGGCCUGAGGUGGAGGGCUGGCCAAAAUGGACACCUGUGGCCACAGUCUCUGCUAGUGUUGGUUUAUACUGCACGCAGGAGAAGUUUCAACACUGAAGUGCACCUGCCGCGACGAGCCUGGGUCUGCAGUCUGCGGCCCCAGGUCCGGUUCACCACUGCUCACCCAGGCCUCUGCCCGGCUGUGAGGGAAUCCAAGAGACUGUUGUGAGCUCGCUGGGCUCCUUGAAUGACAUGUACAAUUUAAGUGCAAAGACAGGGAGUGUCAAUAAAGAUGUAAAACCACUAAACCACUUCAAGUUACUUAAAUCCGGUGCCUUGUGGAUUUAGAGUUGUUGCUAAAAGCAAACUGUAGAAAGACGUUGACUUUUUAAUGGCUAUAGAAAGUAAGCUCGAAUAAAUUAAUCGCAACCAUGUAACUUCCUCCUCAGCA